Messenger RNA from Gamsiella multidivaricata, 872 nucleotides. RefSeq lists its product as uncharacterized. The record is from RefSeq and is a predicted model, not a curated record. NCBI's taxonomy places the organism in Eukaryota, Fungi, Mortierellomycota, Mortierellomycetes, Mortierellales, Mortierellaceae. Bases 42 to 812 code for a protein of 256 amino acids. Gene Ontology annotation, molecular function: demethylase activity; oxidoreductase activity. Gene Ontology annotation, biological process: oxidative demethylation. The transcript has 3 exons.
UUUUGGUGCCUGUGUUUAUUUCACUGUUGCUGCUGGCGCAUAUGGACACAAUCCUUCACACGACAGACAAUGCAAGAUCCGACAACGAUGCAACGGUUCCGAGCAACAUGAAGACAGUGCUUAUAGGAGCUCUACCACCCAUGCAGGGACUACAAGUAUUAUACGACUUCGUCACAGGGGAGGAAGAGACAUUGCUCAUUCAACAGCUCGAUCGUUGCCAUUGGGCAGGCAAGGGCAUCGAGCCUAAUCCAGAAAUGAAGCGAAGACAUCAGCACUAUGGCGGCGUAUUCAGCUAUCGACUCCGAAGAGUUGUGGGAGAUAUGGAGCCGUUGCCGAGUAUGUUCGACUUCUUGACGCGACGGCUACUGAACCAAAGGAUCUAUUCUCAGAGCCCCAACAGUAUUAUUGUGAACGAGUACGAGGCUGGACAGGGGAUCAUGCCACAUGUAGAUGCGCCCAAGUUGUUUGGAUCGACGAUCACAGCGCUCUCGCUACUCUCGGACUGUAUCAUGAGCUUUCAACAUGUCAAAGAAGCCGAUCUCAUUUAUCGGAUCUAUUUGCCAAGGCGGUCCCUUGUGGUCAUGAACGGAUCCUGCCGAUAUGAUUACAAGCAUAGCAUCUCGAAGGAUCUGGUAGAAUAUGUCGACGGACUGGAGAUUGUCAGGACAAGGCGUGUCAGCAUCACGUACCGGGAUAUGCUUGUGGACGAUAAGAAUGCUACCGAGGAUGGAACCAAAUCAAUGUCGUGCCGUAGUUCCUGUGGCAGAACGUGUAAUAAUACCACUAGUGGCAGCACCACCAUUGGCAAGUGAGUACUUGGCCUCGUCUUCAAUAAAUAAAGUGUGCAUCAUCCAAACUCAAUUAUCCCCGAU